UGCGUUUUUUUUGUCAUUCGUUUGUAUUUCCACAUCACCAAAUUCCGAUGACUUGAUUGAUUGAUUUUUUCUGGUCUCAAAAUGUUUUCUUCGUUUGCUGAUUGGUCGUCACAACAAUCGGCUGUGAAUACACAACAACAAUUACAAGGAACAUCAUCAUCAACGGAUGUACAAUUUCAUCAGCAAUUAACAAUUUCUUCAUCAACAUCAUCAUUAAAUAGACAUGAUCUUGAAUCACUACCAGAAUUAUCAUUCUAUUCGAUUGGAUCCAAUAAUACAACAUCAUCAUCAUCGUCAUCAUCCACUAAUAAUCAUCAUCAAUUUAUAAUCAAAGAUAAUAAUCAAAUAUUAUUACAAUCACAGCAACAACAACAACAGGUGUCAAUUUAUCCAACAAUACAAUUAUCAACUUUGGCCGGAAAUCGAAAUAUUGAAACACUUGUACAUCAUCAACAACAACAACAACAACAACGGCCAUAUCUAUCGUAUCAUCAACAACGGCAAUCAUCAUCAUCAUCAUUGCCAUCAAUAGGUGCUAUUUCAUCAUCAUCAUCAACAUCCACAACAACAAUUGUUCCAACAAAUCGUUUACGUUCAUUGAUACAACAACAACAAAACAAGUUAUCGGCAACAGCAAAUCUUCAAUAUCAACAUCAACAACAGCAACGAAUAAAUCAAACGAAUCAAUUGAAAUUGAAACAACAACGACGUACAACAAUACAUCGACAAGCUAUAACCGCUACAAAUCAACAUUGGACAAUCAAUAGUAUUUGCUGUUGUCCAUUUAGUCAAAGAUUUCCGCAUUCAUUUUAUCAACAUCAUCGUUAUAAAUUGGAUAAUCUAAUACGACAUAAUAAUAGUUCUUGGCCAUCGUCAUCAUCCACAUCGUCAGAUUCAUCAUCAAUAUCGGCUGCAACAUUAUCAUUAAAUCGUUUGAUUGCUGCCGAUUCUCGACAACAAUUACAACAACAAUCAAUAUCGGAUAAUCAAUAUCCAUUUUCAAAUAUCAUAAUGGGACAAAAAUUUAGUAAUUUUAUGGGUAGUAAUAGCGGAAGUAGUAGUAGUGCUGCUAUAAUCAAUUCAACAACAACAACAGCAGCAGCAGCAGCAACAAUGGCACCUAUAGUCAAUGAUAUUGGUUCGAUGGUUGUUAAUAAUUCAAAUAAAACUGUGAUGCGUGAUCAUCAUUAUCAACAAUCAUUACCAUUCCAUAGUACAUCACCAUCUCAUCAUCAUCAUCAUCAUCAUCAGCAUUUUCAUCAUCAUCAAGAUGUUUCACCAUUUACACGUUCAUCAUCUACACAAUCAGCGUCUUCUUCCGCAUCAUCAUCGCCAUCGAUAUCCGGUACAAAUUCACCGGCAUCAAUGUCACCAUUACAUAAUAACCAUAAUCAUAAUCAUAAUCAUCAUCAUUCUAUACAGAUGAUGAAUGAUACAUCAUCAACAUAUCAUUUUUGUUCAAAUAAUGGUCAUUGUGCCUUAGAAGAACCAGAAAGACCUGAUAGAUUAGAUUCAUUAUUGGAUAUGCCACCGGCAUCAUUACAAAUACAGAAACAACAUGGUUGGAAUGAGAAUGAUCGUUCAUUAAAUAUAAUUGUUGUUGAACAGGAUCCACGUAUUGUACAUCGUCAUCCUGUUGCACAAAGUACAGAUUGUGUACGUGGCCUAAUAGGCUAUUCAAAAGGUUUACAUGUAUGGGAAAUUAAAUGGCCAUUACGGCAACGUGGAACACAUGCAUGUGUUGGUGUUGCAACCGCUGAAGCCGCCUUACAUUCAAAUGGUUAUCAUCCAUUGAUCGGUGCAACGGGCGAAUCAUGGGGCUGGGAUCUUGGCCGUAAUCUAUUAUAUCAUGAUCUUAAAUCACAGAAUUAUGGUCGUCAAUCACCACGUGAUAAUAAUAAUUAUGGCCGAAUUUAUCAACAUCAAUUUGCACAUGAUCCACAAUUUGUUGCACCAGAAUCAUUUUUAGUUGUAUUAGAUAUGGAUAAAGGAACAUUAUCUUAUAUGGCACAUGGCCAAUAUUUAGGUAUUGCAUUCAAUACUGAUGAUGGUAUUAAGGGUAAAACCUUAUAUCCAAUUAUUAGUUCAGUAUGGGGACAUUGUGAGAUUACUAUGCGAUAUAUUAAUGGAUUAAAUCCUGAACCAAUACCAUUGAAAGAUAUAGCACGUCGUAUGAUACGUAAACAAUUGGGUCGUCAUCGAUUACAUAUGAUUGAAACGAAAUUUGAUCUACCGUCCAUAUUGACAGAUUAUCUACAAUACAAAGAUCAAGUAUUUAAUUUGAAUUGGAAACCAAUGUGAAUGUGAAUAAAUCAAAAAUUUGCACACACACAUAUACACACGUGGCAGAAACAUAUUAGUAUUGUCAUAAAUUAAUUAUCAUCAUCAUCAUCA
This is a messenger RNA of Dermatophagoides farinae (American house dust mite), 2394 nucleotides long. RefSeq lists its product as uncharacterized. The record is from RefSeq and is a predicted model, not a curated record. Gene Ontology annotation, biological process: proteasome-mediated ubiquitin-dependent protein catabolic process. Gene Ontology annotation, molecular function: protein binding. Gene Ontology annotation, cellular component: SCF ubiquitin ligase complex. Lineage: Eukaryota; Metazoa; Arthropoda; Arachnida; Sarcoptiformes; Pyroglyphidae.